This is a messenger RNA of Salarias fasciatus (jewelled blenny), 870 nucleotides long. It is a transcript of the gene snrnp27, whose product is annotated as small nuclear ribonucleoprotein 27 (U4/U6.U5). Gene Ontology annotation, cellular component: precatalytic spliceosome. The transcript is spliced from 6 exons. The record is from RefSeq and is a predicted model, not a curated record. The coding region runs from base 121 to 606 and encodes 161 amino acids. Gene Ontology annotation, biological process: RNA splicing. NCBI's taxonomy places the organism in Eukaryota, Metazoa, Chordata, Actinopteri, Blenniiformes, Blenniidae.
AGAGCCUCCGGCGUCAGAGGAGCUUCACGCCAGUAACAGUUUUUUCGAAUUUUUCUCCACAGUUAUCGUAUAUUGUGUUUUAUUUGUUUCUUCGGUGCUAGAAUUUAAUCUGAUAAGAACAUGGGAAGAAGCAGAAGUCGAACUCCUCCGAGACGAGCGAGGCGACGCUCCCGCUCGGCUUCUCCGGAGCGCGAGCGCCGACGGAGGGAAAGGGAUCGCUCCCGUUCCCGAGACAGGGACAGGGAGAGGCGGAGGAGUCGCUCCCGGUCUCCUCACAGGAGACGCUCAAGGUCUCCUGCCCGGCGUCAUCGCUCCUCCUCCCUCUCUCCUCUGAGACAAAAGGAUCGGCGUGACGAUGACCGGAAAGACUCUAAAGACAAGGCGUCCAAGCCCAUUCAGAUCUCAGCGGAGGACAUGCAGGGCAAAACCGAGGAGGAGAUUGAGAUGAUGAAACUGAUGGGAUUUGGUAAUUUUGGUACCACCAAGGGGAAGAAAACCGAUGGAUCUGUCAAUGCAUACGCCGUCAAUGUGACCAUGAAGAGAAAGUACAGGCAGUACAUGAACAGAAAAGGGGGAUUCAACAGACCACUGGACUUCAUCGCUUGAGGGUGUCAACAACCUGUGUGUGUGUGUCGCACUCCCCACCCCCCCCUUCAAAGUUUACCUCGAUCUUCCCCUCACAGAUGUUUGUGAUGGUGUGCAGUCUUCUCCAAUUAUCACCAACUCAACGUUUUUUUUAAGCAAACUCCCACAUGUAUAUAGUAGUACUCAUACAUAAGUCACAGCUGAUUAAUGGUUGGAGGUCAGGCUUUAUGUUGUGUCAGUGGAUUGAUUGUGAUUUAUUUGAAAUAAAAGCAUUUUUAGACUGUG